GCCACCCGGAACAGGGGAAGAAAAGUUGGAGAACCGCAACGCGACAUCAAAACCAUGUAAAGGAUUCUAAAGCUGGAUUGUGGAAACCAAUCAACUGACUUAUAAGCCGCAGAGAACACAAAAAUCUACGGACGAGAUCCGAGUCUCCAAAGGAAACCAUAGGAUAGCGUUCCGGAUAGGAAAAAAAAAAACAAUUGGGUCAUGUGGACUCAGUAGCCGUAUAGAAGAGGGAUAUACCUGUUAAUCCACAAUUUUCCCGCUGAAUUGGACGAUUUUUAUGGAACUGUUUGCUGUCAUAAACGGCAUGUUGCGAAGCCCCAGCUAACUAGAUUCAAUAGACGUACUGCGGGUAAAUCGGAAAAAGAAGAGCCCGGUAGCAGGGAAAUUCACGUUCGUAAAAUGUCGUCUCGGUCCCUUAAAGACUGGGAUAACAUCGCCAACAGUCUCAACGAAGGCGAUGGCGAAGAGGCCGAAGAGGAGCUGGAUACACUGGAGGCGUUACAGGAGAAGAUGGCCAAAGUGCCGCGCGGUAUGUUUGUGAGUGGCUGGGAUGAUCCCGACGAGCUGAUCGAAGAGGAUAACGAUCCAAAAGCCAGCCUUGAGCGACACGCACUGUGGGCCGCGGGGGAAAACAAGCUGGAUGUGUUUGCUGCGAUCGUGAGCCGUAAGCCGGCCGUCGUACAUGCGAUCGAUCGCGAUGGUUACACCGUUUUGCACAAGGCCUGCUACAACGCCAAUUUGCCGAUGGCGCGAUUGGCGCUACAGUACGGCGCCGAUAUACACGCACGAACGGGUAUGGGCUGGACGGCGUUGCACUCGGCCUGCAAGUGGAACAAUGCUGGCGCAGCGGCACUUUUGCUACAGUUUGGUGCCGAUGUGAAUGCGCGCUCGGAUGGAGAUCAGACGCCGCUGCACAUUGCAGUGACCGUGUCGAGCUGCCGAGAGACGCUGGUGACGCUACUGAUGAACGAGGAGUGCGAUCCCGAGCGUCGUAACAAUUCGAACGAAAAGGCCGAAGAGAUAGCCAAGCGAAGUGGACCCUCGUUUCCGCUUUUUGCCAUGGCACACCCGGCGUAUCGGGUUGAGACGGGUAUGAUUGAUUAGGUUGCCGGGGGGUGGCAGGUUUAACAAUGAAAUAGAUAGUGAAGCAGUAGCUGUGGUCAAGUGUCCAGUGCAGCAGAUAAGAACGCCUCUCAUGCGAAUCCAUGGAAUGGAAAGCGGAUUGCGUUUUUUUUUUCUAGUUUGCUUGAUUUGAUUGUUUAUUAGAAAACGACCCGAACAACGCGUGAUGCUAGUGAUUAAUAUCGAGUUGGGCGCACCCGGGGGCCUGAUGAUGAACGAAAAUAAAGAAUUGCCAUCGCAGAGCGCAUGAUGAACACA
Anopheles aquasalis is the source of this 1380-nucleotide messenger RNA. It is a transcript of the gene Ankrd49, whose product is annotated as ankyrin repeat domain-containing protein 49. The record is from RefSeq and is a predicted model, not a curated record. Gene Ontology annotation, molecular function: protein binding. NCBI's taxonomy places the organism in Eukaryota, Metazoa, Arthropoda, Insecta, Diptera, Culicidae.